This is a messenger RNA of Lachnellula hyalina, 798 nucleotides long. RefSeq lists its product as uncharacterized. NCBI's taxonomy places the organism in Eukaryota, Fungi, Ascomycota, Leotiomycetes, Helotiales, Lachnaceae. The record is from RefSeq and is a predicted model, not a curated record. The transcript has a single exon. Bases 1 to 798 code for a protein of 265 amino acids.
AUGUAUCCUACCCACGUCGAGAUCUUGAACCAAGAAAUUGAUCCCGAGGAUAAGACACCAAGCUAUUACAGAAUUCUGGUGAACAGAAAGCACUUCAAAUAUAUCAAUAUCGAUCCAGGAAUAUACGAAGUCGAUGAUCUAUGCUUCCCGCCAAUCCUGGUGGAAAAUCUGCCGCCAUUUCCGGAAGGCGACUGGAAUUGUGGCCGCAUCUCGCAAACGGUGGGAAAUCCAACGCCAUUCUUCUCAGAGACUCUCAAGAAGACUCUUCCCUCAAUCAAUCCUCUGUGGCAUCCGAAGUCCUAUGAGUACCUAUCUUUUCAAAUCGGAGAGCGACUUAGAUCAAACGUCUACGUGGCAUCUUCUCCACAAUUCGAGAAGCCAAUAGUUACCAAAUUUGCAAGAUUCUACUGGGAGAUCGGGUACUACAUCGCUGAGACUCGAGUAUAUUCAUGGAUAGAUGGCCACAAUAUCGGCCCAGAGUUCUUGGGGUACUUAACUGAAGAUGGUCGGGUCAUCGGAUUCCUUAUCGAAUAUAUUGAAGGCCACCGCGCUACCAUUUCGGACCUUCCUGCCUGCAAGGUUAUCGUUAGAAAGUUGCAUGGCUUGAGCAUACUUCAUCGGGAUUUGAAUACGCAUAACUUUUUGAUUUCGGAAAGGGGCGCUGUUCUUAUUGAUUUUGAGACGGCAAAGCGGUCGGGGAAUGGCGAGACUAUGGAGAAGGAAGUCGAGGGACUAGAGGAGCAAUUGCUAGAUGAGUCUGGGACUGGUGGAGUGGUUCUGGAGGAGGAAGACAAUUGA